This is a messenger RNA of Arachis duranensis, 2149 nucleotides long. RefSeq lists its product as uncharacterized. The record is from RefSeq and is a predicted model, not a curated record. Bases 307 to 1806 code for a protein of 499 amino acids. NCBI's taxonomy places the organism in Eukaryota, Viridiplantae, Streptophyta, Magnoliopsida, Fabales, Fabaceae. The transcript is spliced from 3 exons.
AUGUUUCAUGUCGUAGCACAUAUAAGAUAGGAGAUGGGAAAGUAAUAUACACCUCACUGUUUCAUAACCUAUGGUAUUUUUUCUUGCACAAUACAUACAAAAAGCACUGGAAUGUGUCCCAAUAAUAAUGCUAUAGCCAACAAAGGAAAUUUCUUCUUAGUUUCCUUCUUCACUUCACUUUCAUGUUUCUUCUAUUCCAGCUACAACACACAACCCCAUUAAUAACAAAUACACUGGGAAUCAAGAUAAAUAAAGCAUAAGAAAUACCCAAACCUUGCAUUAAAAUUAGUGCAUGUGAGUUUUGUAAUGGCUUCCAAUAUGGCUCCCAAGCAAGAACAAACAUUCACCUUGAGGCUUUUGGUGGACAGAGAGAAAAAUCGUGUAGUUGUGGCUGAAGCAAGUGGAGACUUCAUAGACACUCUCUUUAGCUUCCUCACUCUUCCGUUGGGAACUAUCAUCCGGUUACUGUCGAAUAACCAACAGCAUGAUCAACCGGCCGAGCUUGGCUGCAUUAGCAAUCUGUACCAAAGUGUGGAGAAUUCAAGUGUUGAGGUUUUUUGGAACCAUAUAUGCAAGGAAAUGCUGCUUCGUCCGCAGAACAAUUGCGAACCCCUUUGCCGAAAGCUGAAGUUGAAUGUGGAUGACACAGAGUCCUUAAGGUACUUCAUGUGUAGCAACUGUAAGAAGGGGAGUAAUUGGUUGUUGAGUACGUUUACUGGUGCUAGUUGUUGCUCUUGUGGGAAAUCGAUGGACAAAGAAAUGAAACUCUUAGGAGAUUCCGAGGAUGAGACGCAUACCGAUGGUGUCUUUGUUAAAGGGGAAGCCAUGUAUUUCAUCUUGGAUGAUCUGAGAGUUCUUCAAAGCUCUCCUAACAACUUUGUUAAGGAACUUACCCAACUUGGCUACAGGAACUUCCAUAAGCUUAUAGACAUAUCCCCAUGUGUUGGACUGAAGGAGAUUCUGGACUUACUAAAGCAGGCAUUGACCUCCAAGUCUGCUCUCAGUGAUGUAUUCUUUGCAUAUGGAGAAUCUUUGGGGAUGUGCACUUUCUCACCAAAAAUUGGACCAAAACAUGAAGAACCUGGAUUUGAUUUUGGUGUUUCUAUAAACCUUAAGGUAAUAUUGAGAAAAUCAAAGAAGAAGAUAGUGUAUGCUGAAGCAGAGGGUGAUUUUGUUGAUUUUCUAUUCAGUUUUCUCACAGCACCCCUUGGAUCCAUUCUAAAUCUUUUGGAUGGAUAUUCUUCUCUUGGAUGCAUUGACAACUUGUACAAAAGUGUGAAAGAACUCAAUUCAUCACGGCUCACAAUCACAAGGCCUUCUGGAACUCCAUUGCUUGAUCUGCGAGUCGCGCCACAAUUCAGUUACAGGAGGCAGCCAUUGAAGCUUCCUGAAGAAGAUACUCCAAGUUAUUGGUAUGGCAGAGGUUUAAUAAAGAAUAGCAUAUGCUAUGUUAAUCCAAAUGGUGUGAUUUCUAAGAAGAGGAGUUUGGUGGAGAAUCCUGAUGCAAUGAAACUUUUUGAUCCAAGAUCACCUGAUGGAACAAGAGAACUUGCUGUGGGAUUUGUGAAGAGGCCAUCACUGUUUGUUGUAUGGGAUGAUUUGAAAGUGAUGCCACUGGCAAAUGCUUCUAGCAUUUGUUUUAUACAAAAGAUGAAUCUGCCAUUGGAUGAUUUGGAGGAGCAUGUCUUGUGCAUUAGGGAGGUAGAGGCACUAAACUUGUUGAGGGCUUCUUUGACAUCCAAAGCUGCAUUGACAGAAGGUCUAUCCUACCUCUUGGAAAAUCCAAACCAAGAUGCUAAAGCUUGAUUUUUUUUCUAGUUGGUGUGAUGCUGAAUAAUAGAAUAACCCCAAUAAUUUGUUUUAUAUAUUAGAACUAGCUAUCAUAUAUGUUACCAUUGAGUGAGAUUCUUCUGGCAUUUUGAUUUUGAUGCUUCCUUGUUCUAUUUUGGAAGUGAUGAUAAGUUUGAUAACUGCAAGCGCUUUGUUAGCACUAGCACAACAUAACACAGCUUGACUGUUGAUGCUGAAUAUUACGCAUCUUUUUGUAUAUUCAUCAUUUCAUCACUUUGAGACUCAUUGUAUUAUGUAAUAGUGAUGAAAUAAAGAGUUAUAGGGGGUGAUAUUACUGUGAAACAUGAGGAAUUGAUAA